Molecule: messenger RNA, 5546 nt
Organism: Acipenser ruthenus (sterlet)
Lineage: Eukaryota; Metazoa; Chordata; Actinopteri; Acipenseriformes; Acipenseridae
Product: forkhead-associated domain-containing protein 1
Exons: 31
Coding region: 204-4139 (1311 amino acids)
Molecular function (GO): protein binding
Source: RefSeq, a predicted model, not a curated record
GCCCUCCCUCAAGGCGGAGUUUCAGCUGUUGUUUCCAUGGCGCCGAUACACAAUCCUACCAAACCAUACAUGACAAACUCCCCAGCAAAGAGAAGCAGCGGAACAGACUGAGGGUGCACGGAAAAUCUCCCGGAAUUUGAGAUUUCAAUCAUUUUGCAUCUCCGAAUUUUCCAGACUCUGCACUCCAGUGGAUAAAGCAGAGAAUGAAGGGUUAUCUGAAAACCUCCGAGGGGGCUUUCAUGUUACGACCCAAGAAUACCACAGUGGGGAGGCAUGAAGACAGUGAUCUGUGUUUGCAGACAGCGGGGAUGGAGGAGCACCAUGCCCUGAUCGAGUUCAGUGAUUUGGAGGGCAGCUUUGUGCUCCGAGACUUCAACUCCUACCACGGCUCCUUCGUCAAUGACUGCCGGAUCCAGAACGCUGCGGUGCGCCUGGCCCCGGGAGACGUGCUCCGCUUCGGCCUCGGGGGGCCCUGCUACGAGCUGGCGCUGGAGAACACACCCUCGCUCUCCUGCCCCCCAGUGUCUCAGCGCACAGCUUGGCAGGGACACCUCCAGAUCAUUAAGGACCCCAGACCGCCCCCUUCCCCAGCACCCCUCUCUCAGCUGCCCUCCCUGCAGCCCCAGCCCUCCUCUCCGGCUCCCUGGACCCAGGGGGGGGCCCCCGGGGCCAUCCCUCACCCGCCCAUCAGGACCCGGCCUGCUAGCGCGGGAAACAGGAGAGGGGGGGCCCCCAUGAACUCUGUAGAGUAUGGAGCGCCCUCACUCAGAACAGGAAACUGGACGGGCAGUGCUGGAGUGGGGCGCUCAUUCACAAACGGGCCCCAGUCUCUCUCACCUCAGGCCAUCGAGCUCUUGCUUCAGGAGAAGGAGCAGAGGCUCUUGCGGCAGGGGGACGAGGUGAGCAGGCUGCAGGUGUUCGAAGGGGAGUCGCGGCGCAAGGACGCGUUUAUCGCCAGCCUCCGGGACGAGAUCGCUUCUCUGAAGCAGCAGCUGGCACAGGGCCGCGGAGACACAGAGAUCAUCCACACACUGAAGACACUGGAGAGCAAAAAAGAGGAGAUCCAAGAGCUCAAGGAACAGAUGAUCAAGCUCCAGACGGGCUCAAGUGAAGUCCUGAGGCACGCCUUUAGUGAGAGAGACCUGGAGAUCAGCAGCCUGAAGAAUGAGAACGAGAGGCUCCGCAGAGACAGCUCCAUGUCUGCAGGGCUGGUGACCAGUCUGCAGCGGGAUAUCUCUGCCCGGGAGCAGCAGGUCAUGCGGCUGGGCGGCGAGGUGGAGAAGCUGCACAAGCAAAUCCGUGAGAAGGACAUUCAGCUGGCAUCCAUGUCCGCCAAGUUUUCAAAUAGGAGGGAGACCAAGAAACACGAAGAGGAGUUGGUGGCCCGAGAAACUGAAGUGGUCGCUCUCAAAAAACGCUUGAAGCAGAUGGAGCAGCGAGUGAAGGAACUAGAGGCUGACACUAAGAAGCAUCACUCCGAGCAGGAAGGCAUGAAGGGCAGGCUGGCUGAGGACAGACAGGCCCAGGCCCGGCUGCAGGAGGAGCUGGAGAGAGGCAGGCAGCAGCUGCAGGAGACGGGGCUCCGGGAGCAGCUCACCAGGGUACACCUGGAGCAGACACAAGCCCGGUUGGAGAGGUUCCGCAGUCGGAUCAUUCAGACCACCUACACUGCUCCAGGCGUCCCUGCUCCCAACGAGGCUGUCUCCGAUCAAGAGGUUAUUGAACAGAUGAAGGAGAUCAUUGAGGAGAGAGAACAGCUUAAAGAGAAGGUGGGGGAGCUACAGAAGCAGCUGGAGGGGAAGACCUCUGAACUGGACGAGAGAGCGGCCCACGCAGACAAGUUGAAGAACACACUAGAGGAAUGCCAGACCCGUCUGAAGGAAGCCCGUUCGGCACCUGCUCUGAAAAGAGAGGUGGAAGCUCUGCAGCAGCUGUGUGUCGACCCGUCCCUGAGCUGGGUCCAGAGAGUGGCUGUGGAGAUGCUGCUCCGGGAGUUGUCAUUGCAACAGGAGGUGGAGCAGGCCCUGCGGGAUGCUGGGAUUGAUGUGUCCAGCAACACGGAAGGAAUCCCAGGCUGUAUCAAGAACUUGUGGCAGCGCCACCAAGAGGCAGAGGAUAAGAGCAGCGCUUUACAGGCCCGUCUGGAGGAGCUGCAGGGUUCCCAGGAUGCUUUGCUGCAGGAAAGGGAGGAGAUGCUGAAGAAAGAGCAUGAGAACCAGCAGCAGGACGAACUGAAACGCUUGAAGGAAGCAGCAGAGGAGCAAAGCCAGCAGUGUCUUGAAGAGUACCUGAGGGUGGAGCGAGAGCACAUGGCAGAGGAGCGCAGGAAACUGGAGGUGACGGAGAGUCAGUACAGAGAGCUGAGAGAGUUGAUGGAAGCAAAAUCACAAGAAGAGGAGACUUUGAAAUCACGACAGAAUGAGCUCACUCAGGCACUGGAGUCAGCCAGGAAAACAGAGGCGGCGAUGCAGGCGGAGGUGGAGGAGGAGAGGGAGAAGCAGCGAGAGGAGACUGCCCAGUACAGGGAGCAGGUCCGACAGCACUCCCGCACCAUCGUGGCUCUGGAGGACAGGCUGCUGAAGCUCAGCCACCAGCAGGGGGCGCUGGAGGAGGAGAGGACAGCACUGCGAGGCAGACUCAGAGAAGCUGAGAAGAAGCUGGAGAGCAGACAGCCUGCCCCUGCUCCCCCAGCCCCCCCGACUCCCUCAGCCCCCCCGACUCCCUCAGCCCCAGCAGUCUGCCCACAGCUUGUUGCCCUCAGGGCAGGGUUAGUGGAGGCCCAGCGAGAGAUCCUGUCGCAGAGAGACGUCAUCGUGGGACUCAGCAACGACCUGGCGGGGGCAAAUGCCAGGAUGUCAGACAUGACAGGAGAGCUGAGUGAGAAACAGAAGAUGGAACUGGAGCAGAACCGAGCCAUCGUGAGGGACCAGAGGACUGAGCUGAGCACGCUCAGAAAGCAGCUGGCAGGGAUGUCUGAGCUGGUGGAGAAGAAGAAAGCAGAGCUGCAGAGCGCAGUGGAGGAACUCCGGCAGUGUAAGGCUGAUCUGGAGAGGCAGCGGAGCAUAUUGAAUGAGAAGGAAUCUCAGUGCGAGAAGCUUGAGGAGGAACCCAAAGGAGAGGGGAGAGACAGCCAGACACCCGAACACACAGAGGAGAGGAUGGCUACGACUGAUCUUGCAGACCAAGGGGCAAAGUGCAGAGGUCACCGGCACGAGGAAGUGAUCCAGCGACAGAGGGCAGCUUUGGCAGAACUGAGAGUGAGGAUCAAGGCAUUGGAGCAGACGAGACCCCUGUUGUCCAGUCAGGAGCAGGCUGUCCAGCAGGUGGUGAUCAUGAGGAGGGAGCUGGCGGAGCUGAGGUCACAGCAGGCCAUUUCAGACAAUCACAACGAGGACACUGUUUUCGGGAGCAACUGGCUGACAAAAACGUCUGAAGGCCAUCCCUCUGGAGGAAUGUCUGAGGCUGCUGUGGAGAGAACCUCCAGGCUGGACUUGUCAGAAGCUUUGGACCUGAGUGAGAGAACGUACCUGGACCUGGUGCGAGCCCUGGCCAGCCUUCUGAAUGUGGGAGAGCUGCCGGGCUCCUCGUCUCUGAAGCACGCUCCGCCUGACGAGAGGGAGCGUCUCAUCUCCCAGAGGCACACAGACCUGGAGCUGCUCCACACGCGCCUCCGCCUCCUGCACAUCCAGCUGGAGCGCAAGGAGGAGCUGCUCAGCGGAUACCAGAGAGACCUGGAGCAGCUCAGGCAGAGCCAGGAUUUGGUGCACAGGCAGCAAGUAGAGGUGGACCGGCUGAGGGAGGAGUUCCAAGAACAGAGCCAGGAAAGCGCCCUGCUUCGAGAGGCCCUGAACCGGGCCCAGCAGAGACUUGACCAGGAGAAGAGGCUCAACAAGGCCAUCAAGGAGCGCAAGACUUUCCACUUGGAGCAGCUUGAGAAGAGGAGUGUGAAGACUCCUUCUCACAGCUGUGUGCAGGAGGACAUGCGUGGAAAGGCAGAAGCAAAGAAGGCAGCCCUGCAGGGAAAGCUGAAGAAGAAGGGCUACGAGAUUGAAACCCUGAAGAAGCAGCUUUGCAAACAAGACCAGGAACUGUGCAGCACCACCACUAAGCUGGUCAACCUGCAGAAUGCACUGCAGUAAAAGGCAGGUUUCUCAUGAUUGGCACAGUGAAAAGGAGGACUCUCAACAGGGGCUGUGAGGAGGUGAUGCUCAAUAUCACAUGUCUUUCACAGCUAGUUUUUUUGGCAGGCAGUGUCAAAUGAUUACCUCCUGUAAUUUCCCUGCCUGCAGGGUGUAAAGUAGAGAAGAUAGCUGGAGGAAAGACCUAAUGAACUUCGGACAGCUGGGCUCUGAGACUGUGACACCUGAAACGGCACACUGCAAACAUCAGACCUGAUGCACAAACUGUGCUGUGACACACCCAUCCUGAAACAGCAUGCUGCAAACAUCAGACCUGAUGCACAAACUGUGCUGUGACACCCCCAUCCUGAAACACCAUGCUGCAAACAUCAGACCUGAUGCACAAACUGUGCUGUGACACACCCAUCCUGAAACAGCAUGCUGCAAACAUCAGACCUGAUGCACAAACUGUGCUGUGACACCCCCAUCCUGAAACAGCAUGCUGCAAACAUCAGACCUGAUGCACAAACUGUGCUGUGACACCCCCAUCCUGAAACACCAUGCUGCAAACAUCAGACCUGAUGCACAAACUGUGCUGUGACACUCCCAUCCUGAAACAGCAUGCUGCAAACAUCAGACCUGAUGCACAAACUGUGCUGUGACAACCCCAUCCUGAAACACCAUGCUGCAAACAUCAGACCUGAUGCACAAACUGUGCUGUGACACCCCCAUCCUGAAACACCAUGCUGCAAACAUCAGACCUGAUGCACAAACUGUGCUGUGACACCCCCAUCCUGAAACACCAUGCUGCAAACAUCAGACCUGAUGCACAAACUGUGCUGUGACACCCCCAUCCUGAAACGGCAUGCUGCAAACAUCAGACCUGAUGCACAGACUGUGAGGCCACCAUGCUGGUACAGUAGAAUCUCAGAGUUACAAACCGUAACUCUGAAAAUGAGUUUUCAAUGGUUUUAAUAAAUGUGUACACCUGUAAUGCAGUAGUAUGCACGGGACUGUACAAAUUCAACUUACCAUUUAAUUCGUAACGGUCGCGGAAACACAGAUUUAAACGUCCAGGAAAACCUGGGUUACCUUAGUUCUUGUCUUUAUUUUAUUUUAAAUAUUGUUCAGUCAUUCAGACUCCUUUGGCUUGAAAAACUGUGCUUUGUUUAAAACUAAAAUGUUUCAAGUAAAAUUGCCAGUACUUGCUUUGAAAUCUGCCUCACCUUUGUCUGGAUAAAUUUGCUGGUCCAGUAAUUUUGCCGCCUUCAUGACCAGCACACAGCUUAUAGGAGUGCCUAUCACGCAUGGUUGAGGGAUUGCAUACUUCACUGGUCAGUAUGAAAGUUUGGUGUUCGUAACUCUGGGUUUCUACUGUAGUUCCACAAUCUACUGUGGUAUAUAUAUAUAUAUAUAUAUAUAUAUAUA